Molecule: messenger RNA, 2466 nt
Organism: Penicillium soppii
Lineage: Eukaryota; Fungi; Ascomycota; Eurotiomycetes; Eurotiales; Aspergillaceae
Product: WD40 repeat domain-containing protein
Exons: 2
Coding region: 1-2466 (821 amino acids)
Biological process (GO): maturation of SSU-rRNA from tricistronic rRNA transcript (SSU-rRNA, 5.8S rRNA, LSU-rRNA)
Cellular component (GO): nucleolus
Molecular function (GO): protein binding
Source: RefSeq, a predicted model, not a curated record
AUGGGAAAGAAGUCAGCUCGCCCAUCGACCAAGGUCGGCUCGGCCGCUGCGCCGGCAUCAGGCCUGACACAAGCGGGCAGCAAAUCGUCUAUCCUACGAGCUGUAUUCUCCCCAUCGGAAUACCAAUUGGCCCUGUUUGCGUCCGUCAUCCAAGGCCUCGAUGGCCAACACAUUCGAAUCCACGAUACAAACACAGGACGCCUUCAGUGUGAGCACACCUUGGGGCCGAAGGAAACGGUGACCUCGUUGGAUUGGGGAUACUACGGUGGUUCGGGCAAAAACCGCGACCAGUCGAAGAAGAAGCGCAAGCGCGGUUCCGAUGUCAACGGAGCUGUCGAUGGUCUGGACCAAGGCGACAUCGUGGUCGCAUUCGGUACUAACACCUCGGACAUCCGCAUGUACUCACCUUCGGAAGACAAGGUUGUCGGUACUUUGACCGGCGCGCACGAGAAGGGAAUCAAGGACUUCAAGUUCACUGCCGAUCGCCCCGCCCAGGAGGCUUGGAGUAUUGGUGGAGACAACAAGCUCGUCCAGUGGGACCUGCGCACCGGACAAAGCAUCCAGACCAUCCAUCUUCCUGCAUCCUCCGUUUUCACUGCUCUCUCCCGUCCCGUUUCCUCGAAAACCCCUCUUAUCUGCGCAUCUCAGGCUCCAUUCCUAAUAGAUACCGAGAAGGCCGACGAACCGGUUCAAUUCCCCGCCAUGCGCAACCCUAUCCACACUGUCAUUUCGUCUUCUACCGAGUCCGCUGGCGUAGGUGCAUUCCUUGCCUCGGACGGUGACCGCUUUGUCAACGUUUUCGAUGCCGCGACUCAAAAGCUCGUUCGCAACCUUGUUGCCGAGCACGAGGUCACAAACAUCACCCUGCAAACUGGAGAUAAUGCCACCCCAGAGAAGCAGGUUCUUGCUGCGAUCACUGGAGAUGGUACCAUCGAACUUUUUACCAAGCCAUUUGUCCAACCCCAGAUCGCACCAGGCGCCAAUGCCAAGGCUCUACGGAAACAGAUGACCCAAAAAGCACACGCAGCCCUCAAAAUUACGAAUAACGAGUCUUCAAGCGCCUGUGUCCCAGUUGCUGCUGUUUCAUUCCAAGGGCCCAACAUUGUGGUUGCAUACACCGAAGGUGGUGUUAUUCCUGUUUUCGAGCGUGUCAAGUUCCUCGAUGAGAACACCGAGGAGCUCUCUUUCACCGGAACAAAGACUGUGGUGAAGACCAAGUCCAGCUCAGCACUUGCCUCCGUUACAACAAACGGAGCUAAGGGCUCAGGCGAGAGCCGUGUUGACGAGUCUCGCAUGACCGUGGAGCAGGGUAACCUAGUUGAUGAUGAUGUAGAGAUGGAGGACCAGAAAGAGGCUGCAUCUGACUCUGAAAGUGAAGAGGAUUCCGACGCCGAGGAUAACAAGAAGCCGAAGGCUCCUUCUACCGAUAAGAAGUCCAAGCCCGCUAAGGCCGCAACGAACGAAGAUGUCGACAUGCAGAAUGCCUCCGAGUCCGAGGAGGAAGAGGAGGAGGAGGGCGCAGAGCCAUCCUUUGGCGAGCUUAUGCGUGCCAACGCAGAGGUUGACGUGGAGGCCGAGCUCGAUGAUGACGUUCUGCUCGGCGCAUUGGUCCCUGGCAAGCCCCAGGCCGCAGUGCAACAGAUUCCCAACGGUGUUUCGCUGGCAACUGUCCUCACACAGUCUCUCAAGACGAACGACAGUGGCAUGCUUGAGUCAUGCUUCCACACUGGUGAUCUUUCCAUCAUUCGCACUACCAUCCAGCGUUUGGACUCUUCCCUGGCCGCGACUCUGCUCCAAAAACUCGCCGAGCGCCUCGCUUCCCGCCCUGCUCGCUACGGUCACCUUCUAGUCUGGGUGCAGUGGACUUGCGUUGCCCACGGCGGUGCCCUGGCUGGCCACCCCGAUCUCCUAAAGCGCAUGACUUCUCUUUACAAGGUUAUGGACCAGCGUUCUUCCAGCCUGCCUUCCCUCCUGCUGCUCAAGGGCAAGCUUGACAUGCUAGACGCACAAUUGGGUCUGCGUCAGUCUAUCCGUGGCGGCGAUGAGGGCAUGGACAGCGAAGAUGAGGAUAACGUUAUCUACGUUGAGGGCCAGGAAGAUCUUGAGGAUAGUGAAACCGAGGCCAAGACGCCGCGGAAGUCAAUACGCGACCAGGCAUACGAUGAAGACGAGUCAAUGAUGAACGUUGCCGACGAGUCUGAGGACGACGAGGUCGACAGUGACGACGAGGAUGAUGACGAAGAGCCUAUCCUGGAUAUCGAGGCUGCUGAAUCCGUUGGUUCUUCCGAUGCCGAGGAGUCACUGGAGGAGAACGAGGAUGACGAGGACGACGAGGCUGACAGUGAUGGUUCCAUGGUCGACUUCAUUGCCGACACAGAAGACGAGUCUGACGAUGAGGCUCAGGAGCAGCCCCCGCCAGCAAAGAAGAGCAAGACAGCCAAGAAGGGCAAGGGUGGACGGAAAUAA